Chionomys nivalis (European snow vole) is the source of this 671-nucleotide messenger RNA. RefSeq names its product ribosomal protein S14 (gene Rps14). Lineage: Eukaryota; Metazoa; Chordata; Mammalia; Rodentia; Cricetidae. Bases 125 to 580 code for a protein of 151 amino acids. Gene Ontology annotation, cellular component: ribosome; cytosolic small ribosomal subunit. Gene Ontology annotation, molecular function: small ribosomal subunit rRNA binding; structural constituent of ribosome; mRNA 5'-UTR binding. The transcript is spliced from 5 exons. Gene Ontology annotation, biological process: ribosomal small subunit assembly; translation; maturation of SSU-rRNA from tricistronic rRNA transcript (SSU-rRNA, 5.8S rRNA, LSU-rRNA). The record is from RefSeq and is a predicted model, not a curated record.
CUUCCGGGAGCCGGCAUCCCUCCGUGACCUCAGAGGUACACUUCCGGGACGCGGAAGUGACCCGUCUGCCCUCCCCUUCCGUCUCUCUCUUUCCGGUGGAGGAGUCUGGAGACGACGUUCAGAGAUGGCACCUCGCAAGGGGAAGGAAAAGAAAGAAGAACAAGUCAUCAGCCUUGGGCCUCAAGUGGCUGAAGGAGAGAAUGUAUUUGGUGUCUGCCACAUUUUUGCGUCCUUCAAUGACACCUUUGUCCAUGUUACGGAUCUUUCUGGCAAGGAAACCAUCUGCCGGGUGACUGGUGGAAUGAAGGUCAAGGCUGACAGAGACGAGUCCUCUCCCUAUGCAGCCAUGUUGGCUGCCCAGGAUGUGGCCCAGAGGUGCAAGGAGCUGGGCAUCACUGCCCUGCAUAUCAAACUCCGCGCCACAGGAGGAAACAGGACUAAGACCCCUGGACCUGGAGCCCAGUCAGCCCUCAGAGCUCUUGCUCGCUCAGGGAUGAAGAUUGGACGGAUUGAGGAUGUCACCCCCAUUCCCUCUGACAGCACCCGAAGGAAGGGGGGUCGUCGUGGUCGCCGUCUGUGAACAGGACUUCUCAAAUUAUUUUCUGUUAAUAAAUUGCUUUGUAUCAGCUAUUUUGGUCCUUUUGUUUUUCUUAAUUUGUUUUGAGGCAGGG